Venturia canescens is the source of this 4843-nucleotide messenger RNA. RefSeq names its product biorientation of chromosomes in cell division protein 1-like 1. The coding region runs from base 179 to 4507 and encodes 1442 amino acids. The record is from RefSeq and is a predicted model, not a curated record. The transcript has 3 exons. Lineage: Eukaryota; Metazoa; Arthropoda; Insecta; Hymenoptera; Ichneumonidae.
CUGGCGUGUCAUCCAGGUCUGUUCCGUCUGUCGAAAGUCUCACAUUGCAAAUGGCGACUCAGUAUCUCGUGUGUUUUUACAGAUUUUGUUGCUCGCUCUCUAGUGAUCGCUAGGAAUGAUGUUUUCGCCUUCGAUAAAUUUCUUUGAAAAAUAAUAAGUAUUCAGAAUUGUCACAAAUAUGGAUUUGGGGCUAGGAAACACUCUUCUCGCUGGUGAUCCAAGACUGGUGGACCAUAUCGUUGGAGAAGUAAAAUCCCAAGGGAUUUUCGACCAGUUCCGAAAAGAAUGCAUCGCUGAUGUUGACACCAAACCGGCCUACCAGAACUUGAGAACAAGAGUGGAGAGUUCAGUAAAUUCAUUUUUGGGGAAGCAAGUAUGGAGAGCAGAUUUGAACAAGAAUCAAUUGAGGGAGACGCUGAGGAAGCACAUUCACGAUGCGCCAUAUUUGGAUGCCGGAGUGGAGAGGAUAGUGGACCAAGUUGUGAAUCCAAAGGUUUAUUCUGUGUUCAUGCCACAGAUCGAGGAGGUUGUAUACAAAUUCCUGGGCUUAGAGAGGCCGAGGGCAAGGGACAGAAACGGGAGUGGACUCAAGGAUUUAUUGCCAAAAGAUUUGGACCCGGUGUCACCGGAAUCUGACAAAAACAGUUUGAAGGAUGUAUCAUUGGAUUCUGUUGAUGCAGAGAUUGGAAACGGAGGAGACAGUGCAAAUUUUGUGGAAGAAAGUGAUUCGAAAAACACAAUAAGCGGUAAUGGAGUAUCGGAAGGUUCGGAGUCAUUGAACGAAGUGGCAAAGAUCUCUUCGGCGCUGGCAAGCUCUACCGUGAAUUUGGACAAUUCCGGGAGAUCAGAGGAUAAAACAGAAGAGGAAGAAGAAGAAAGCCCUGUUUUCGAGCCGAUUGACAUAAUGAAUCUCAACGAAUCCAACAUUUCCAACGACUCUCACCUCUCCGGAAUAUCUGAGUUGACGAGCCAUCGUUCUCGAAGUCCUGACUUUUCAAAUGAGACCUCGCGCGACAACAUGGACUUCAGUAACCAAGAUUCUCAGUUCAGUAAAGUCUCUUCUGACUCACGAUUGUCCAUCGUUACAGAUUUCGGCUCGUCGAAUCAUGCCUCGGGUCCUGAUACUCCUAAGGAAGAUAAGGAAAAAAACGAGGCGAAAUUCGGGAGAGACAAUUUCCGAGCUAUUCGAGAUUUUGACGGGACCAAAGUUAAGGAAAGUAGAGUCAGCUACGACGGAAAUUCGGGCAGAGAGGAAGCCAAAAGUGGUAAAAGAAGUUCGUCUUCUAAAGAAACAUCGCGCGACGGUACUGAAUCGUCGAAAGACGCCAGCGAAUCGAAAGAAAAACCUCGAGAAGAGAGCUCAAAAUCUAAGAAUGCGAAAGACUUUAAAAAAGCGGACAAAGAUCCAAAGAGAAAAUCAUCCGAUGGGAAAAGCGACAAGACUAGGAAGGUCAAAGAAAAGUCCGAAUCGUCCAAAGAUGCGGUGAAUAAAGAGUCAUUGACUAAACCCAGAGACGAUAAGGUUAAAGAUAACGAGAAAAAGGAGAGCAGCCUGGGAAAAGAAGUUAAAGACUUGAAGGAUAUUUACAAAGAAAAAAUUCGUGAGCUCCGGGAAAAAAAAGAAUUGACAGAGAAAGAAAAAUUAAGUAGGGAUACGAAGAGCAGUAAAGAGACGAAGGAGAAAAGAGAUUCGUCUCGUGAGGUUAAAAAGGACUCGAAGGAUUCCAAAGAUUCAAAAAGUGCCUCGUCCAAAGGUCACUCCAGUCGAUCCGAGUCGAAAUCCUCGAGAUCCGAGGGUAAAAGUUCGAAAAGCGAAUCCAGGUCCAGCAAACGUGACGACCGGAAAUCCUCGAAAGAAUCAAGGUCAAAGAGUCAAGGUGGAUCGGAUUCGAGCGAGAAAGUCGACGCAAGACGACCCUCGAAGUCAGAAAAAGACGAGAAGAGUGAAAAAUCCGAAAUUAAACAAGAUUCGAAGUCAAAAAGUAGUGGGAAAUCAUCGAAAAAUGAUUCGAAUAGAAACAGCGACGGUAAACGCGAUUCCAAAAGUGACCUCGAGGCGAGAGACAAAAAACGUAGAGAUGACAAGAAAUCAAAGAUCAAGGAUGACCAUUCGAGUGCGAGGAAGAGUUCGGACGAUCGACGAUCGACCGAUCGUGACGGAUCGAAUGGUUCGAAUGGCAGAACUUCGCAAAAAAAUAAUUCAACUCCGAGCGCGACUACGAAUAAAUCAGUAACUUCGAGUUUGUCCAAAGAAUCGACAACUACGAGCAAUUCGAGUAGUGAAACUUCGGACAGUAUCGAAGAGAGACAGAACGAAAAGUCGGUCAUUAACAUCGACACAAAAUUUUCAAAAGCACCCAAAAAUCAGGCAGACACUGGUGACCAUCGGGAUACUUCGGUUCAACGGUUAGACGUUGGGUCAGACGAGAUCCAUUUACCAAUGAAGAAGCGUUCCCACAACACUGAGAAUCAGGCCUCUGAAACUUUAAUGAAAAAACCUAAAUUCGCUAAAAAUUUUCAAGAAGCUAAGAGACUCAUGAAAAUAAGACGGAGAAUGGAGAGAGAAAAGUUGAAAAUACGAGUUGAAACGGAAGUCGAAAUAAAAAGUCAGGAGCCCCCGAGCCCAGUUCCCCAACCGCCGAAAAAAAUUGUCGAGGACGAUCUGAAACUUGUCCCUGAUGAGGAACGUGUACAAAUAAUCGAGGUUUGUGAUGAAGAAUAUGACGAACCGUAUCCGGAAGUUCAAAGCGAUUUCACUCUCGAAGAAAGGUCGCAAAUAAUUCUUGGCGGAGAAUCGAUUUUCACGAGCGAUUUUAUUGCUCAACGAUUUAACGCUAAAUCUACUUUGUCCGAGAUGGAAUUGUCCAUCAGACAAUCACUGAAAGAAAUGAUAUCUGACAAACUCGACGAACCGGAGGACACUAAAAUUUCACCGGAAACCGAAACCGGAAAAAACGUACAAGAACCCGUUGAGAAUUCGUCGAAUUUCAUCGACAUUGAAACAACGAUUUUCGGGAACUCAAGUCUUUGCUCCGAAAUCGCCGAAAAUGUCAAGGCUUCCAGCAAGAAUGGAUCGGAAAAUGAAAAGAAUAAAAAAUCUCUGAUUAAUGAAAACGCUAUCAGUGCAUCUGAGAAAGAUGAACUUCCCAAAGACUUUGAAACGGGAGAAACCAUCGAAACAACUGCGAAUCUCAAAGCUCGUGAAGAUGAGCACAAGGCCGAUGACAACGUCGAAGAAAUGUGCGAGUUUAAAGAAAUCGUUAAAGAAAUGGCAAAAAUGGAGGGCAAUUCCGAUAUCGGAGAAUUUUCAGGAGCCGAAGUACCAAAACUCGAGCCAAAAGACGAAACAACGGAAAAUAGCGAAAUUAUUUGUGUAAACGAUGAAAAAGUCAAAAAUUCAGAAAAUAAUUCUAUAGAGAUUGCUACUGUUGAGAACGAGAUCAAAAUCGACGAACAAAUCAGUACGAAUGAAACAUUCAGUGAAAAAUCGGAGAAAAGUGAAAAUUCAGAGCAAGAAAUCAAUACGUACAAAAAUGUAGAAAAGGGUAGCAAAAGUAUAGAACCCACCGAAUCCGAAACUGAGUGUCGCGAGUAUUCUGAAGGGCAAACUGAAAUUACGAAAACUUUGGAAAAAGACUCCACAACCUCGGCGAAUUCUGAGGAUGAAACAAAAAAAUCAGACAUUUCAAAACACGAAGUAAAAAUCACUGAAGACGAUGAAAAAAUGUUUGAGAAAAAAGGAAAUGCGGAGGAAACUUUACAGCAAACGGUGAAUGCGCAAAAAGAACCGGAAGUCGAAGGAAUUGUUGUACAACCGGAAGCAGAGGAAGCCACAGCGGAAAAAUGGCCUCAACCCAACGGAGGUGAAACGUGCAAUAACCAAGAAGACGAAAGUUCGUUGAACAUUGUAAAGGAGGAAGAAAAGUCGUUGUGCAUGAGUGACGACGAGGCACCGUGUUUGUACUUUGUCGAGGACACCGAAAAAUUGACCAAAUUUAGAAAAUUUUUGAAAUCAUUGGAACACGAAGAAAGCUUAGGGGAAGAUUACGUUUCGGAAACAUCUAGUAAUGAAACAGUCUGUACAAUAUCGAAAACAAUGGCGCCGCCCAAACCAAAACGUAAAUACUCUACGAGUCCGUUGACUGAUAUACUCCUGAACAAUGCGAACAACAACAACGACGCUCAUAAAACAAUAGAGUCCACUUCGGACUCCGAGGACACCAGUAAUAAUAUGAAAAAACGAAAAAUCGGUCGACCGAAGAAACAAAAAAUCAACGCUAAUUUGUGCACGCAACAAAAUCUUUCGAACGGUGAAAAUUUCGUCAUGCCACUCAGCCCGGAGAGCGAUGUGUCGGCGACCAGCGAAAAAACACCUUCGAAUCCGCUCAAAGACGAAAAAAAUCGACCGAGAGGCAGCAACCAGCGCUACACGAGUGACGAUCUGUACAAACCACGUCCCUUAUUCUCCAGUUCUUCGCGUCGAAGUAGAAGAUCGAAUCAAGCAUAGCUAACGGCACGCACAUAUAGAUUCUGACGGGACAUACGAUUCAUUCGUGGAGACUAUGAACUGCAGAAACUUCAUUAUUCUUACACUGUUUUCUUUUACGUUCUCAUUGUUCUCUGUUUCCUGUGGAUUUUAACGAUGAUCCACAAAGUGCCCCUAACAUCCGUUACAUUUCCGACGUUAAAUGUCAACUCAAAAAAUAUAUAUAAAUUGUAUGUAUGCUCUUAUUAAUAUUUUUUUAUACCGAACACACAUUGGCGCGAAAUAGUUAUGUAUAUAUGUAGUAAACUUAUGAAUUCGACUGAUGUAAUGAAUAUUAGAAUUUUUUAUAGACACUUA